Molecule: messenger RNA, 1871 nt
Organism: Cutaneotrichosporon oleaginosum
Lineage: Eukaryota; Fungi; Basidiomycota; Tremellomycetes; Trichosporonales; Trichosporonaceae
Biological process (GO): biosynthetic process
Molecular function (GO): pyridoxal phosphate binding; transaminase activity
Source: RefSeq, a predicted model, not a curated record
GCCCACCGAUAUAAGACGACGGGAUGCUGUCUCGGUAUCGUCGCCCUCUUGAAGACGCACACAAGCGCCCACCUCAUCUUUAUCUCACAAUUUUUCGGGCAUCUGCUGAUCUCGGCGCAGCCGACACUUCGCCACGCCGACCCCCCACCCACGCCCACCGAUCAUGACAGCCGAUACCCGCCCGAACGCGGUGGACUUGAGCCACCACCUCUCGCUGCUCGCGCGCUCGCGGCACCCGUCCCCGCUCAAAGACUUGAUCCGGUACAUGGGCGUGAAGGGGAUCAUCAGCUUCGCCGGCGGCCUCCCCGCCGCCGACUUCUUCCCGAUGCACUCGCUCAGCGCAAGCAUCUACCCCGCGAACACUGUGCUGGAUCCCGAGCACCCCUCCCCGCCAUCGCAGAGUGUCGAGUUCACGAUUCCGCGCCGCGCCGCGGCGCCCGCGUACGAUCUCGAGCGCGGGCUGCAGUACGUGGGCGGGCGCGGGCUGACGGACCUCGAAGUGCCGAUCCGCGCACUCACCGAGAAGCUGUGGCCGCCUGCGUACGCGGACUGGGACGUGCUCCUGAACAACGGGAGCACGGAUGGGUGGAUCAAGAUCCUCACACUCCUAGUCGAGAGCGGGGACCACAUCAUCUGCGACUCGCAGAUCUACCCAUCGGCGCAGGCGGGCUUCGUACCUAUGGGCGUCAAGGCGUUCCCGAUUGCUGGCGACGGCGAGGGCGUGAGUCCCGAGGCGCUGGCCAAGGGCCUUGAAGAGUGGGAUGAGAGCAGGGGGCGCAGGCCUCGCGUCAUGUACACUGUGCCCGUAGGCCAGAACCCGCUGGGAACGACGAUGGGGCCGGCCCGCCGCAAGUCCGUCUACGACGUUUGUGUCAAGUACGACGUCAUCAUCAUCGAGGACGACCCGUACUGCAUGCUCCAGUUCCCGCCGUACGUUGUGGGCCAGCAGCCGACGCCGCCAGCUCCCAAGGCGGACGUGGACGCAUUCCUCUCGAACAUGAGCAACUCGUUCCUCACGAUCGACACGCAGGGCCGUGUGAUCCGCAUGGACACGUUCAGCAAGACGCUGUUCCCCGGAGCCCGCUUGGGCUGGUUCACCUGCAACGCCAUGUUUGCGGAACGGCUCCUCCGCGGAACAGAGGUGCAGACGCAGGGCCCGAGCGGAUUCUCCGAGGUCAUCACGGGCGAGCUGCUGAACAAGUGGGGCGUGGACGGCUUCAUCGAGUGGAACACGAAUCUGUGCGAGCAGUACCGCGUGCGACGAGACUGGAUGCUUGAUGCCUUGGCGGCGGCUUUCGACCUCGUACCCGCCGAAGAUGCCGGUGUACCCGGCGCGAUAGGGCUCGUGGCCUUCCCGAAGCUGAAGGCGAAUGGCCGGAGAGGUCCGGCCAUUAUCUCGUUCGUACCCCCAGUUGGCGGCAUGUUCAUCUGGUGCAAGGCGCACUACGACACCCACCCGGCGUGGGCCGGGUUCCAGCCCGACCGGACGGACCAGGAGCGCGUGCGCGCCUUCGAAGAGAAGUUCUGGAUUCGCCUCGUGGACGCCCUCAUCCUCGUUACCCCCGGAUGGUACUUCUCGCCAUGGGAGGGCGGGGGCCACAGCCUGCACGAGGAGGGCUCGGGGCACUUCCGCCUCGCCUUCUCGUAUGAGCCCAAGGCCAACGUUGAUGAGGGGAUUCGGCGUCUGGCGGACAUGAUGACGAAGGAGUGGACCGGAGCGGUGGACAUCAGUGCAGGGUUGUAAUGCUUGUGGGGAGUGACGGGCUUAAGAUGUCAAGAUGGAGCUGAUGAAAGGCCGCGGAGGUAAUGUGGCGUUUGUAGUUGAUCAAUGCAAAACAAAAGCUGUGGCAGUGCCACUUGCUGUAUCCGCG